Mobula hypostoma (lesser devil ray) is the source of this 5464-nucleotide messenger RNA. Its product is annotated as calcium-transporting ATPase type 2C member 2-like. Lineage: Eukaryota; Metazoa; Chordata; Chondrichthyes; Myliobatiformes; Myliobatidae. Gene Ontology annotation, molecular function: ATP hydrolysis activity; P-type calcium transporter activity; ATP binding. The transcript is spliced from 27 exons. Gene Ontology annotation, cellular component: plasma membrane; endoplasmic reticulum; Golgi membrane. The coding region runs from base 189 to 3011 and encodes 940 amino acids. Gene Ontology annotation, biological process: calcium ion transmembrane transport; manganese ion transport; intracellular calcium ion homeostasis. The record is from RefSeq and is a predicted model, not a curated record.
CAAAUGUGCACUUGGCAAGUGGUUUGAUUACCUGAACCACAAGGGGGAGGAGCAAGAAAAUUCACAACAGGACCCUCCUUCAAUUAUUUAAAGGCAAGACAAUCCCUACAUAAUUCUCUCGGUGGGUCUCACUCCUGUGUUUGUAGUUCCCACGAUUAAAUUAAUAUUGACUAGGGAGAAAUGUUACUAUGGCGCAACGGGCAUUUUCCACCCUCUUCCAGAAAGCUUCUCUAAUCUUCGCGCGGAGGAACUACCACGAAGUCUUGGAGAACGAGACAGAUGCAGAGCUCCAGGAACUAAAAGUUAGCAGCAAAAAAGAAUCAAUCCGUCCAGUGUCUUCCAAGGAAGCCAGCAUACGCCAUUUUGAUGACUUAAUAAGGAACCUUGAGGCUGAUUUGGAGAAUGGUCUCACAGAGGUUCAGGUGCUCGAGCGACGGCAUAAGUUUGGAUGGAAUGAUUUUGAAGUGGACAAACCUGAACCAAUUUGGAAGAAGUACCUUGGCCAGUUCAAGGAUCCCCUUAUUCUGUUGCUCUUGGCAUCAGCUGUUAUUAGCCUCAUCAUGAAAGAGAUUGAAGAUGCAGUGAGCAUAACAGUGGCUAUAGUAAUCGUGGUUACAGUUGCCUUUGUGCAGGAGUACCAUUCUGAAAAAUCUGUACAAGAGCUUGGUAAAUUAAUUCCUCCAGAAUGUAACUGCAUCCGUGAAGGCAAAGUGGAACACAUACCAGCAAGGGAACUUGUGCUGGGUGACACAGUGUGCAUCUCCAUUGGUGAUCGAGUCCCCGCAGAUAUGAGACUGAUGGAGGCUAUUGAUUUACUGAUUGAUGAGUCAAGUUACACAGGAGAGUCAGAAGCUAAUAAUAAAAGUACCACAGCCUUGCCCGAAUCUGGUGAUUCAACUUCUCCUCAAAAUAUUGCAUUCAUGGGAACCCUAGUACAAUAUGGAAAAGGAAAGGGCAUUGUGAUUGCAACUGGUGAAAAUUCUGAGUUUGGAGAAGUUUUCAAAAUGAUGCGAACUGAGGAGUCACCAAAAACCCCUUUACAAAGAAGCAUGGAUAAGCUAGGGAAGCAAUUAUCACUGUUCUCAUUUAUAAUAAUCGGUUUAAUGAUGCUGAUUGGUUGGUUACAAGGAAAGCAUCUCCUUGGCAUGUUCACUAUAGGAGUUAGCCUGGCGGUUGCAGCUAUUCCAGAAGGCCUCCCAAUUGUUGUCACGGUAACAUUAGCACUAGGUGUGAUCAGAAUGUCAAAAAAAAAAGUCAUAAUAAAGAAACUUCCCGUGGUAGAGACGCUGGGUUGUUGUAAUGUCAUUUGUUCCGAUAAGACGGGCACCCUUACAGCUAAUCAGAUGACUGCAACGCGGUUACUUACGUCAGAUGGCAUACAGGCAGAGGUAACAGGUACAGGAUAUAAUGGAAAGGGGAAUGUGCAUUUAUUACCUACUGGAGAAGUCGUAAAGGCAUUUUCCAAUGUGUCUAUAGGAAAACUGGUUGAAGCUGGAUGUUUAUGCAACAAUGCUGCAAUUACCAAAGAUUCCUUGAUAGGACAACCAACAGAAGGAGCUGUAAUUGCACUUGCAAUGAAGAUGGACCUUGAUCAGGCUGGGCAGAGUUAUACAAGGAAGAAGGAAUAUCCAUUUAGUUCAGAAAAGAAAUGGAUGGCUGUUAAAUGUGUCCACAGAAAUCAGGAAAAUGAAGAAUUGUUCUUCAUGAAAGGUGCAUAUGAGGCAGUUAUUCAGUAUUGUACCAAUUACAACCUUGGUGGCACGUCAAUACCACUCACACCACAACAGUGUGCUAUAUACCUUCAACAACAAGCAAAGCUGGGAGCCGAGGGCCUUCGUGUGCUUACACUAGCCUCUGGGCAUGAAUUAGGUGAACUUACCUUCUUGGGAUUUAUUGGCAUUAUUGACCCACCAAGAACUGGAGUCAAAGCAGCAGUUCAAAUGCUUCAAAGUUCAGGAGUUGCUGUUAAGAUGGUCACCGGAGACUCCAUGGCAACAGCCAUCUCUAUAGGGAAAAGUGUAGGACUUUACAAUGACGAUAUGGAGGUUAUGUCUGGGGAGCAGUUGGAUCAAACAAGUGAUGAGGAUCUUUCCCAUUUGGUCAUGAAGGUCGCUAUAUUCUUCCGAACAAGUCCAAAACACAAGCAGAAUAUUGUAAAGGCUCUCCAGAGCAAUAAUGCAGUGGUGGGGAUGACAGGAGAUGGUGUGAACGAUGCUGUUGCUCUCAAGUCUGCAGAUAUUGGAAUUGCCAUGAGAGGAACAGGAAGUGAUGUCAGUAAGGAAGCAGCAGGCAUGAUUCUAGUGGACGAUGACUUCACAUCUAUUUUGUCAGCAGUGGAGGAAGGCAAAGGAAUAUUCUACAACAUUAAAAACUUUGUGAUGUUCCAACUGAGUACGAGUAUUUCAGCAUUGGGUUUGAUUGCUUUAUCGACUAUAUUCAACUUGCCAAAUCCACUAAAUGCAAUGCAGAUUCUGUGGAUCAACAUCAUUAUGGAUGGUCCUCCAGCUCAAAGCUUGGGUGUUGAACCAGUUGAUAAGAAUGCAAUUAAACAGCCUCCAAGAAAUAUGAAUGACUCUAUUCUGAAUAAGAGCCUAAUUAUGAAAAUAUUAUUCUCAUCAGUUAUAAUGAUGAGUGGUACGCUUUUUGUUUAUUGGAAAGAGCUUCCAGAAGGGAAGAUUUCCUCAAGGACCACAACCAUGACAUUCACCUGUUUUGUCUUCUUCGAUAUGUUCAAUGCUCUAAGUUGCCGCUCACAGACAAAAUCAAUAUGUGAAAUAGGCCUAUUCCGUAACCACGUAUUUGCUUACACGGUGCUUGGCUCACUUCUUGGGCAAAUGGCUGUCAUCUAUUUCCCGCCUCUACAAAGAGUCUUCCAAACGGAGAACCUUGGGCCACUUGAUCUGCUAUUCUUGAUUGGCUUGGCCUCUUUCGUGUUCUUUGCUUUGGAGCUAUUGAAGCUAAUUGAAAGGAUAUGGCUGGCAGCUGCUGAAAAGAAAACUAGUCCAAAUUGAUAAGUCAUCCAUAUAAAUUGGAAUGAUAAUAGACAAUAGGUGCAGGAAUAGGCCAUUUGGCCCUUCAAGCCAGCACUGCCAUUCACUGUGAUCAUGCUGAUCAUCCACAAUCAGUACCCCGUUCCUGCCUUCCCCCAUAUCCAUUGACUCCGCUAUCAUUAAGAGCUCUAUCUAACUCUUUCUUGAAAGCAUCCAGAGAACUGGCCUCCACUGCCUUCUGAGGCAGAGCAUUCCACAGAUCCACAACUCUCUGGGUGAAAAAGUUUUUCCUCAACUCAGUUCUAAAUGGCCUACCCCUUAUUCUCAAAUUGUGGCCUCUGGUCUGGACUCCCCCAACAUUGGGAACAUGUUUCCUGCCUCUAGCGUGUCCAAUCCCUUAAUAAUCUUAUAUGUUUCAAUCAGAUCCCCCUCUCAUCCUUCUAAAUUCCAGUGUAUACAAGCCCAGUCGCUCCAAUCUUUCAACAUAUGACAGUCCCGCCAUCCCGGGAAUUAACCUCGUGAACCUACUAAAUAUAUGUUACAGGAACGUACACCUCCAUUUUAUGAAACUUAAAGGUUUGUGAAAUGUAAUGCUGAUUGACAUGAAGACUUAUUCUACUGAAUCAGUGAAAUUACACUCAAGGGGACUGCCUUUGUUUCCAGGAGGUACUAACGAUGUUACAUAACCUAAAUUGGAUUAGGGAAUGUUGUUAUUUGCAAAUCUUCAUCACAAAAUGGCAAGGAAAGUGAGUGAGACUUGGAAAGGGGCCAUGCAGAAUGCUACAUAUCAGCCAAUCACACACUGGAUAUUUACAAUACUGAAGGUGUAAAAUUUGACUCCAGUCCUUGCAUUUUUAAGAAUGAACAUUGCCAAACUGGUUCUAAAACUUUACCCAAGCACUUUUAUCAAACAAGCACACUGGAAAAUAUUUGAGGGAUUAAGUAAAAAGCAGAAGAAUCAAUUGUUAGAUCAAUUGUUUUGGCUAAUCAACAUGCAAUAAUGGUUUGAUACCCAGCAUUGCUGUACUUUGAACCUCAACACCACCGUUACCUCAGACACACGAUCAGUAAUUGAACACACAGCCGGUGCAAUUUAAAAAUUAUCAUCAAGAUCACUUGGACCAGCUGGAAAAAUGGGCUGAAAAAUAGCAGAUGGCAUUUAAUACAGACAAGUGUGAAGUAUUGCACUUUGGAAGGACAAACCAAGGUAGAACAUACAGGGUAAAUGGCAAGGCACUGAGGAGUGCAGUAGAACAGAGGGAUUUAGGAAUACAGAUACAAAAUUCCCUAAAAGUGGCGUCACAGGUAGGUAGGGUCGUAAAGAGAGCUUUUGGUUCAUUGGCCUUUAUUAAUCAAAGUAUUGAGUAUAAGAGCUGGAAUGUUAUGAUGAGGUUGUAUAAGGCAUUGGUGAGGCCGAAUCUCAAGUAUUGUGUUCAGUUUUGGUCACCAAAUUACAGGAAGGAUAUUAAUAAAGUUGAAAGAGUGCAGAGAAGGUUUACAAGGAUGUUGCCGGGACUUGAGACGUAGAAGAAUGAGGAGAGAUUUGAUAGAGGUAUAUAGAAUUAUGAUGGGUAUAGAUAGAAUGAAUGCAAGCAGGCUUUUUCUACUGAGGCAAAGGGAGAAAAAAACCAGAGGACAUGGGUUAAGGGCGAGGGGGAAAAGUUUAAAGGGAACAUUAGGGGAGGCUUCUUGGACAGAUACAUGGAUGGGAGGUGUACGGAGGGAUAUGGUCCGUGUGCAGGUCAGUGGGACAAGGCAGAAAAUGGUUCGGCACAGCCAAGAAGGGCCAAAAGGCCUGUUUCUGUGCUGUAUUUUUUCUAUGGUUUCUAAGUAUUUUCAGUUUAUUUGUUGAUACAUGUCCACAGGCUGUUACUAUAAUUCUCACAAGUGUUUUUUUUUAAUGUUUGUAAAGAGUGCAUUUAAGUUAAUACAUUCUAAAUGGAAUGUUGUGACAAUUGCUGGAGGAAUACAUCCCAGUUUCUCAAUUUCUUCCCAGAGUUGUGGAUUUAUAGGCAUUCUUACAGUGCAUGGCAAUUUGGAAAAGUGAGAGAUCACUGCAGAGUUGAAUGAGGUUACUGGGGGUGGAGGGGUAGAGAUGAUAAAGGAAUUCAAAGAUUUAUGGUGGCUGGGAGAUGUGGUGGAAACAGAUAAAAUAGUGACUUUUAAGAAGUGUUAGAUUGCCAUGAAUAUGCAGCGAAUGGAGAGAUAUGGUCCAUGUACAAGCAGAAGAGAAUUAGAUUAAUUUAGUGUCUUGUUCAGUGCAGACAUUAUGGGUCAGUAGGCCUGUUCCAUUACUGUACUUUUUUUUAAAAUGCAAGUCCAAUUCUCCAUUCAGCAGCAAUUUCACAACAUGCCCUUUUGAUGCUAUCAACAAAAAUGUUUGAAAACAAAAUUUAUGAAUCAAGAAAUCUCAUCUGAAGGGUGAUUGAUAAGUUCAUGGCCUAAGGUAGAAGGAGUCAAUUUUAGAAAGCCUA